AGCCUUUGGUUGAUUAUUCGGACAGCGAAGAUGAGGUUUUGUGUUCUAAAAUUAUGACAUCUUUUGAAAAGAGAUCUGUGAUUUGUGAUGAUUCGGAUGAUCUCUUUGAAAAGUCCAGUGUAAACAGUAAAGAUGACCAUACAGACAUUAAAGAUGACAUCAGACGGAAUCAUGCAUCAUUUGCAAUGAGUGAACAACAUUCCGCUUGUACCACAGCAUCCAAAAGAGCAAAAAACACCAGAGUGCAGGACUGAUGAUUCCGCGGAAACUGCCCAAAAAGAACCUGGAUGGGGAAAGUUUUAUGCACUGCAUUUACUGCAAAGGACUCUUCUUAAAGAAAACUCUGUGGCGACAUGUCAAGGUUUGCAAAUUCAAGCCUGGUGACGAGAAGCCGAAACCUGGAAAAACCCGUGUCCAGGUUCUUUGUGGCUUUGCACAACCUCCCCCACCAGGAGUAACUCAUGGUGUUUGGAAGCUGUUAAAUUCAAUGAACCAGGACCGAGUGGCCCUUGAAACUAGAAAUGACUGGUGCAUUUUAGAGUUAGGAAAGCAUCUUUACAACAAGUAUGGAUCAAGAGUUAAAAUGCAUGAACACAUCCGCCAAAAGAUGAGGGAGCUUGGAAGACUCCUAAUAUGUGCGAGAGAGGUUUCCCCACUUACAUCUAUUAAAGAGCUCAUUCAUCCCACAAACUUCAUGCAUACCAUCAAUGCAGUUAAAAGGGCUGCUGGCUACAAUGAAGAGACCAAUGUAUUUGAAAAGGCUAGUGUGGCUGUGAAACUUGGACAGAGUCUGAACAAAAUCGCAAUGCUCAUUGAGAGCCACUCUACUAUUAGUGGAGAUGAAGAGACAGGAAAAAUUGCGAACAGCUUUCAACAGCUUUAUCAGUCUAGAUGGCCUGAAUACAUUUCUUCAACAGCCCGGCGAACACUGGAGGAAGCAAAGUGGAAUUCCCCACAAUUACUUCCAUUCACUGAAGAUGUUAAACUCCUUCAUAUAUAUCUUGACGAGCAAGAGAAGACCUAUCGCAAACUAUUGUUAACACAGCCAUCAUCUCAGCACUGGGCAAAACUGGCCAAGAUCACGUUAACUCAGGUUAUGCUUUUCAAUCGUAGACGAGAAGGGGAAGUGUCACAAAUGCCGUUGUCUGCAUACAUCUCCAGCAACCAAUCGGAGGCUCAUCCAGAUAUUAGCAUGGCCCUCAUAGAUUUAGAAAAUAAACUAUGUCAGUACUUCAAGCGUGUAGAAAUCAGAGGCAAAAGAGGCAGAAAGGUUCCUGUGCUUCUCACACCUUCCAUGCAAGAAUCAAUCAGCCUGCUUAUUGAAAAUCGGAGUAGGUGUGGAAUACCAAAUGAAAAUCCUUUCCUCUUUGCACGUCCAUCUGCAAUGACGUUUUUCAGAGGCUCUGAUUGCAUUCGAGAAUUUGCUGUUGCAUGCAGCGCAAAAAAUCCUCAGACUCUUACUUCAACAAAGUUGAGGAAACAGAUCGGGACACUUUCUGAAGUUCUUAAUCUUAGCAACACAGAGCUAGAUCAGUUGGCAGACUUUCUAGGCCAUGACAUUCGAGUUCAUCGUCAAUUUUACAGGUUACCCGAAGGCACCCUCCAACUGGCCAAAAUUAGUAAAAUUUUUCUGGCCCUCGAAAAAGGACGCUUGGCAGACUUCAAAGGGCGAAAUCUUAAUGAAAUCAACAUUGAUCCAGAAGGUACUAUACACUGUACACAACAUGGGUUCAGAUUUUGGGAAUGCUUUGAAUAACAUUACCUUGUGUUUUAAAUUAUAUAU
Molecule: messenger RNA, 1783 nt
Organism: Carassius carassius (crucian carp)
Lineage: Eukaryota; Metazoa; Chordata; Actinopteri; Cypriniformes; Cyprinidae
Exons: 3
Coding region: 254-1756 (500 amino acids)
Source: RefSeq, a predicted model, not a curated record